Molecule: messenger RNA, 1254 nt
Organism: Blumeria graminis f. sp. triticale
Lineage: Eukaryota; Fungi; Ascomycota; Leotiomycetes; Helotiales; Erysiphaceae
Source: the annotation of a GenBank genome assembly
AUGACUUGCAAAUUGACUGCUCUGUCGGCACUAAUUGGAUUGUUUCACGCUUCUUCUUCGCUCUUGGGAAAGGCAAUUGCGCAAUCACUGCAAACCAGAACAUCUAAAGCCGAAGUCUUCGAUUAUAAUUGUGUACAUGUCAUAUUCAAAGCCGAUCAUGUACGGUUACGUGUGAAUGAUGCAUGUUCCGCGCUCAAAAAUUCGCCCGAGCUUUCACAAUACCCAGCAUACCUUAAAGAAAAUUACAUGUUUGGCGAAGAAAAUUAUGGCAGACUUAUUUCUUGGCCCUUAUUCCUGAGAGACAUGAGAUAUCAGGGGGGAAAUACGGGACCCUUCCGGAUAAUCAUCACAACUUCCUGCGAUCUUGUCGCUGUUGCCGUCAUCGUUAAGCCCAGAAAUGGAAAUAAAGAAGCCAGUUUAGUUUCCUGCCCUCAAUUCAUAACGAUCGGAAGCCAACCCGGACCAAUUCCAAGUAAUGGUGAGGCGGUAGACGAAUUUGCUAGAUUUAAAUGCGGCGAAAAUGUAAUGUUUACGAAAAAUUUUGCUUCUGAACUCGUGAAUCGGGGGUGCAAAAGAGAAAUCAUAAAGCAUAAAUUUGUCACACCACCGCACCAAAAGAAUAUAUUUUCUUCCAGCAAACUAUUGAUGUUUCCACCCAAGUCAACUGAACAACAUCUCGGAAUGGGCCAAUCCAAAUAUUACGGUGCCGUCUUUGAUAAUGAAUGCAAUUUAUACGGUAUGAUCUACAGCGAAGACGGGGGUGUCAAGCGAUGUUCAGAAGCAAGGGUAAUUCAGUUUAAUCCUAACAAUGCUGAAAAGCGGCUCAAUGAUGCAAAUGACGAGUCGAUCUUAUUACAUAAGAAGAACACGAUUCCAUGCGCCGGUCAAAACCUAAAUUUGCGAAUGGUCAUGGACAAUCUAAAUGUGGUCAGGCCUUUACUUGAAGAAAAGUUGCGAAAUCCCCCCACAGCAAGUAAUUAUCCUAUGAUGACACAAGAAGGACGGGUAUGGUUAUGGCCAAUCCGCUCGCAAGAGAACAUCUCAGAAAAAUACAAAAAGAAUCAUUUGUUUUUCAUGCUAGGUGUAGACUCAGCAGGGAAAAUGAUAGAUAUUUAUUAUACAACGUCUCGUAGACCAGAUUUAAGGAAAUACACCCGCUGCACAAAAAAGCAUAAAAUUGAGGAACAAAUAGACUCACAUGUAUCUUUAAAACUUCCAGUAGUUAUAAACAAUCUGGAUAGUGAGGAGGAGUAG